Podarcis raffonei (Aeolian wall lizard) is the source of this 1681-nucleotide messenger RNA. It is a transcript of the gene EVX1, whose product is annotated as even-skipped homeobox 1. The record is from RefSeq and is a predicted model, not a curated record. Bases 85 to 1332 code for a protein of 415 amino acids. NCBI's taxonomy places the organism in Eukaryota, Metazoa, Chordata, Lepidosauria, Squamata, Lacertidae. The transcript is spliced from 3 exons. Gene Ontology annotation, cellular component: nucleus. Gene Ontology annotation, biological process: regulation of transcription by RNA polymerase II. Gene Ontology annotation, molecular function: DNA-binding transcription factor activity, RNA polymerase II-specific; RNA polymerase II cis-regulatory region sequence-specific DNA binding.
GAAGGCGCAAGAGGGUGGAUGGGGCUUGGGGUGGGGUGGGGUGGGGGAGAGGAGAAUCCGGACUUUAUUUAAAAGACCAGCACAAUGGAAACUAGGAAGGAGAUGGUGAUGUUUCUGGAAGGAGGUCAACUUGGCUCCCUGGCAGUAGCCAAGAGGGCACCCAGCUUGGCAGAGGCCGUGGGAAGCCCCGGUCCAGAGCCGCAGGACAAGAUGAUUCAUGGAGGUUGCCACAGCCCUAGGUCUGGACCCUUACCCUCCCGGGAAAGAGGAGGAGGAAGGGUGGAAGAGGAGGAUGAAGAGGAGGAGGAAGAGGAGGAGGAGGAGGUGGAAGUGCUCCCGGCGACAGGGACGGUCCCGGAGAGCCGGUCCGCGGCCGCCGCGCUGCUCUCCGCCGGGCAGCAGCCCCCGCUCAACCGCCUGGCCGCCAAAGGCCAGCAGAGCAGCUCGGACACAGAGUCGGAUUUCUACGAGGAGAUCGAGGUCAGCUGCACCCCGGACUGCGCCACGGGCAACACGGAAUACCACCAGCACGGCAAAGGACACUGCUCGGAGACCUCAGCGGGCAGCCCCAGCAGCGGAGGGGACCCCCCUAAAGGCAGCGGGGGCAGCGGCGGAGGGGGCUCUCAAGGAUCGCUGGCCUGCAGCGCCAGCGAUCAAAUGCGCCGGUACCGCACGGCCUUCACCCGGGAGCAGAUAGCUCGGCUGGAGAAGGAGUUCUACCGGGAGAACUACGUCUCCAGGCCCAGGAGGUGCGAACUGGCGGCCGCCUUAAACCUUCCAGAAACCACCAUCAAGGUGUGGUUCCAGAACAGGCGGAUGAAGGACAAGAGGCAGCGCUUGGCCAUGACUUGGCCCCACCCGGCAGACCCGGCUUUCUACACCUACAUGAUGAGCCACGCAGCGGCCACCGGCAACCUGCCCUACCCGUUCCCGUCACACCUGCCGCUCCCUUACUACUCCCAUAUGGGCCUGGGGGCCACCUCGGCUUCUGCUGCGGCCGCCGCCCCCUUCAGCUCCCCACUGAGACCUCUGGACACCUUCCGGGUCCUCUCUCACCCCUACCCCAGACCAGAACUUCUGUGCGCCUUCAGACACCCUUCCCUCUACGCCGGCCCAACGCACGGACUGAGCGGCGCCGGAGGGAGCCCUUGUUCGUGCCUGGCUUGCCACGGGAGCCAGGCCAACGGGCUGCCUCAAAGGCCUUCGGGUUCGGACUUUAGCUGCUCCGCCACCACCAGGACUGACUCGUUCCUCACCUUCACGCCCUCGGUGCUGAGCAAGGCCUCCUCGGUCUCCUUGGAUCAGCGGGAAGAAGUCCCUUUGACCAGAUAAAAAGCUUCAUCUCAGGUUUCUCUGCUCUCCCCUACCCCACCCGACCUCACCUCACCCCACCCCACCCCUCAACGCUUGUCCAGAGACACCCUCCCUCACCCCAGCCGGUCAAAGAACUUCCAUAGCGUGUUUAUUUAAUUGCGGGCAGUGGACGCCAAUGGAACACUGACAGAGGAAGGGAACGGAACUGUGAAAUAAAAUGCUAACAAAAACGAAACACAAAUGGAAGGAUUUCUGUUUCGUUCUUCUCUGUGGAAAAAAGUACCAGAGUUGCAACUGUUUGGUGGGCGGGCGGGGGACGACUUUGCCAAGUGACGCGUCUACGAAGGCGGAAGGAUGUAGAAGAUGU